This is a messenger RNA of Spodoptera litura, 1299 nucleotides long. RefSeq names its product lateral muscles scarcer (gene lms). Gene Ontology annotation, biological process: regulation of transcription by RNA polymerase II; central nervous system development; brain development. Gene Ontology annotation, cellular component: nucleus. Gene Ontology annotation, molecular function: DNA-binding transcription factor activity, RNA polymerase II-specific; RNA polymerase II cis-regulatory region sequence-specific DNA binding. Lineage: Eukaryota; Metazoa; Arthropoda; Insecta; Lepidoptera; Noctuidae. The record is from RefSeq and is a predicted model, not a curated record.
UAUGGCCCUGUGUGGGACACACCCUGUAUAGUCGAACCGUUGGAAUUAAAUUCAAAAUAUAGUUAAAUUUUGUAGCGAACACACGUUUAAAAAAAGAAAAUAUGGAUCCUACGGACUCCACGAUGGAGGUUGACGAUAUAAAGACCGAAAAAUCGGAAAACAAAUUACCGUUUUCUAUUGAAAAUUUGUUAGCGGAUAAAUUCGAAAGACAGUGUUUUAACGAUUUUUCGGACAAUGCUAAUGCGUCUACUAGUGGUGUGACAAGUGAUUUGAAAAGUAAUUACGUGAGUGAUGUGCCGGAAAAUAUCGAUUCUGAUGAUGAUGAUCGAGUCAGUAGCGACGGUUCGGAAAAUGUUGACGUAGAGAGCUCGACGGUUGGCGAUGCCCAGGAGUUUCUUGAUAUGAAAUCUACUGAUUAUUCGCAAUCAGGAUCAUGCUCAUCCCGCGGAAAGAGAGCACGGACAGCAUUCAGUGCGCAGCAGAUCAAGAGUUUGGAAGCAGAGUUUGAGAAAAACCGCUACUUGUCCGUGGCGGCCCGAGGCAGACUGGCCAGGCAGCUCAGACUUACUGAGACACAGAUAAAGAUAUGGUUCCAAAACCGUCGAACAAAAUGGAAGCGAAAAUACACAAACGACAUCGAACUUCUUGCGCAGCAGUAUUACAGCAGCCUUGGAAUCGUCAGCCCCCGACCAAUGUUUGUCGGAGACCGUCUCUGGAUCUUCAACUAUCCAAACAGAGUCCCACCGACACAACAACAGCAAUGGAUAAAAUCUCUUAACACAAUGAACGCGCAAAAUCAAAUAAUCGACAGAACAAAUAUGUUUCGCACUUUACCAAAACCCGACGUUCCAUUUCUUAACCCCAGUGUGUAUCCGAACGACAGAGUCUUCAUGGACCGCGGACUAAGUUUGUCAGGAAACGCCAAUGUCAAAAUUCCCGCCCAAAAUCGAAUUUUGCCGCGAGAAGUUUACAAUAAUAUGGCUCAAAGAAGCAUGGAUGUUUACAAAAAUAAUAUUUUAAGUCACAGCAGCCCACCGCAAGAGUCUAAUGUUGAUCAUUUGAGAAGAUUGGAGGAGAAUUUCAGUAUUUAAAAUUUAAGGAUCUCGUCUAUGAUUUUGUAAUAAGUGCCUUGUACCUUUGCCUUCUUAUUGUAUAAUAUUUGUAAAUAAAGUUUUUAUCGUGUCAAUUUUAAUUAUUAAUUUGUGGUGUGUUGCUUAUUUUACUUAUUCCACGAAGGUGAAGAAAGGUAAAAAAAUAUAAGUAAAUGUCUUGUCAUUCUUGGCCAAGUCCGGCCCGGUA